AUGGCGAAGGUGUACCAAGCCUGGAAGGGCGACAACGUGUUUCUCUGCUACGGCCGGUACAUAUUGGGUCCCGAUUUCCGCUCGCUGGUACUCUCGUUCCUGCUCAUCCUUAUACCGGGGAUACUCUUCUGCGUCUUCGUCGCCGCGCAGCUUCCUGGGAAGAUUCCCGGAGGCAUCGUCGUGCUUCCAGUUGCUAUCUGCUACAUCGCAUGGAACCUCUUCAUUCUCGUCUUCACGGCAUGUAGGGAUCCCGGUAUUGUCCCUCGCAACCUCGUCCCGCCAGACCCUGAUCCGGACAUGCUAGAAGCCAUGCGCCUGGAGGGCGGCGGGCUUGCCACGGGGGGAAGGUUAAGCUUACCGAGAACUAAAGACGUGGAGAUUAAUGGGUUCAGGGUGAAGGUUAAAUACUGCGACACAUGCCUACUGUACAGACCCCCCCGCUGCUCCCACUGCAGUGUGUGCAACAACUGUGUGGAGCGAUUCGACCACCACUGCCCGUGGGUGGGGCAGUGCAUAGGCAAGCGCAACUACCGGUUCUUUUACAUGUUCACCACCACCACAACGCUCCUCUGCCUGUUCGUAUUCGCCAUCAGCGCGCUCCUCCUCGCCCUCAUCAUGAAUAACGCCUACGAGCCGGGAGGCCAGCCGAGGACCCUGUGGGAGGCCAUGGGGAAGGCGCCAGUUGCAGUGAUUCUGAUGGCAUACACCUUCAUAGUGGUGUGGAGGGCAGCCCAGAACGCUGUGGGAGGCCAUGGGGAAGGCGCCGGCUGCAGUGAUUCGACUCUCAUGGCGCAUACGUUCAUAGUCGUGUGGUUUGUGGGCGGGCUUAUGGUGUUCCACACGUUUCUUAUGGCGACCAAUCAGGUGAGUCUUGAGAGACUUGUGGCGGUGUCUGGUGGUGAUUCAGUGGCGGUGUCUGGUGGUGAUUCAGUGGCGGUGUCUGGUGGUGAUUCAGUGGCGGUGUCUGGUGGUGAUUCAGUGGCGGUGUCUGGUGGUGAUUCAGUGGCGGUGUCUGGUGGUGAUUCAGUGGCGGUGUCUGGUGGUGAUUCAGUGGCGGUGUCUGGUGGUGAUUCAGUGGCGGUGUCUGGUGGUGAUUCAGUGGCAGUGUCUGGUGGUGAUUCAGUGGCGGUGUCUGGUGGUGAUUCAGUGGCGUUGUCUGGUGGUGAUUCAGUGGCGGUGUCUGGUGGUGAUUCAGUGGUGGUGAACACGUUUCUGUGUUUGAAGAAGUGA
Molecule: messenger RNA, 1230 nt
Organism: Closterium sp. Yama58-4
Lineage: Eukaryota; Viridiplantae; Streptophyta; Zygnematophyceae; Desmidiales; Closteriaceae
Source: the annotation of a GenBank genome assembly